AUGUUCACACCACAACUAACCGCCUUGCCCCGAAAGAUGACCGAAUAUAAUGCGGCAAGACCGAGAGCUGCACACCCAAAGCUCCGGCCCCGGUGUGGACGCUGCGUUUCUCACGGCAUUCCGUGUGUCUAUGGAGUUUCGCGUAAGACGGGGAAGCCCCCGCGACAUAAGCCUCGUUCAAGCCCAACGCAGACAUCUCCUGAGCAGUUGGGUGCCCUAGAAACCGGUAAUGCAGGCGAUGGCAUUGGCGAUCAAUCGGCCUUCACCACGCUUGACUUAGUCGAAUGGCCUACUGUCUCUCAAUUCACCACCAGUCCAUUGCCGGAUAUGGCCCAAUCUUACGCCACUAACUUCGCAACACAUGCAGUCCCCCCUACAAGGCUCCAGACGCUUGACGAAGUCUUACCGCACCACGAGUGUUGGCGCAUGGCCUACGAAAUGCUAGGCAGGCUAUCCAUGUUAGACGACCCAUCAUUAGGAACAAGUUUGAGUGUCGACGAGGUGCCUUUUGAUCAUAUGCUGUGUCUGAGUCGAGAAGCGAUUGAUCAGCUUAGCAAGCUCCAGGCCUGCUCUUGUGCCCCAUGCCCAAGCCUCGCGUUUUUAAAGGCCUCAAUGGUUUCCAAAGUCCUGUUGUGGUACCAUCAAGCCACAAUAUGUAUGCAAGCUGUUGCUUCUCGUUUCUCCACUACGAUACCGACCUCGGUUCCACCGGCAAACAUAGCCGUUGGGAGAUUCAGUGUAGACGACGAACGCGUUCAGGCGGCACUGAAGAUUCAGUUGUUAUUAGGGGAGAUGAGAAGAGCAGAUCUCCUAAUUGAUCGAUUCACUUUACGCCAGGACGAAUCAAUCAUAAGUAGCAAUAAAUCUAACCUUGACCGUGUUGAUGGAUUAUACCAACAGCUCGCUACUUGGUUAAAGGCCGAGCAUUCGCGAAUCAUUCAUAUCAUGAGAUCAAAGCUGAAGGAGGUGAACAACUGA
This is a messenger RNA of Talaromyces rugulosus, 978 nucleotides long. RefSeq lists its product as uncharacterized. The transcript has 4 exons. Gene Ontology annotation, biological process: regulation of DNA-templated transcription; aflatoxin biosynthetic process. The record is from RefSeq and is a predicted model, not a curated record. Gene Ontology annotation, molecular function: DNA binding. NCBI's taxonomy places the organism in Eukaryota, Fungi, Ascomycota, Eurotiomycetes, Eurotiales, Trichocomaceae. Bases 1 to 978 code for a protein of 325 amino acids. Gene Ontology annotation, cellular component: nucleus.